Molecule: messenger RNA, 540 nt
Organism: Eruca vesicaria subsp. sativa (arugula)
Lineage: Eukaryota; Viridiplantae; Streptophyta; Magnoliopsida; Brassicales; Brassicaceae
Source: the annotation of a GenBank genome assembly
AUGUGUUAUAGCCUUAUAGGUUUUAAUAGACAUCUUUCUUUUGCUAGGGAUGAGGAGAUGUUGGUGAAUGAAAUAGCUCUUGACAUCGAGAACAAACUUCUAAGAGCGUCAAGAACAAAGGUCAUUAUUGAAUGGUCUCUAGUCAUCACUAACCUCAUGUUGGAAAUACCUUCAUGUGUCUUUGACCAGAUCUCUUCUACUAAUAAACCUUUGUAUGCGUUGGCUGCAAUGUCAAUGUCAUUUUUAUCUUGUCUACUUUGCCUCGUAGAUCUCUUUCAUAAAGGCCGAGUUGAGAGAGUUGUGUGGAGGUGGAGUUUGCCCGUUCCUUGGUUUCACUAUCCAACUGAAAGAUCAAACAGAUUUGGUAGCUUCCCAGAUAUUGUUGGGUUGAUCUGCGCCUUGUGUCAAACCAUUCUCACAGCCGUUAACUAUUCAUUCAUCACGCGUAAUGAUGAUUCCCCAAUAGGUUCUCGGUUUGGCCAAUCAUGUUUGCUCUUGGUUUACUUUGCACUUUGUUUAUCAAAAGAGCUAGCUAGUUAA